AUGGCCAGCUCACUAAGUACCUUCACUCGGGUUCUACCGCUUCCUUUCGUAGGACGGGUGCCUACGGCAGAGGGCGAUCAGGUCGUCAAUGAAGGACUUCCACUGCUCCACAAUCAACUUCCACUGCCGACCAGUCCACCUCGCAGAGACUUGAGAAGCAAUGACUCAAUGACAUUAGAAGGCGACUUGGAGCUUCCACCUCCAGUCGUGCCCAUUCGGAAGUCCCCAGUAGGAGGCCGGCUUGGGACUUAUGCUCCCAACUGGACAAUCGUGGGAGACCCCUACGUCCUGUCCAUGUUAGCCAGGGAUUCCAGUUACCAGUCAUCGGGAAUCCUCCGCUCACUUUGUUCCCGGCUCGCAACUUAUCCCGAGCAACAGCUGGCUGUUCUUCAGUCCACGAUAGACAAUUUACUCAAGAAACUUGCGAUAGAAUCCCUGGGUCCGGCACCGACCGACCCGGGGUUCUAUUCUCCCAAUCUUUCUGGUGCCCAAGAAGGAUUCGGACAAACUGAGCCAGGAGACUUCAUGGUCAGUUUGGAUCUGCAGGAUGCCUACAUCCACAUCCCGAUCUUCCCGGCUCAUCGCAAGUUCAUUCGGUUCAUCUUCAAGGGCAUCCUAUUUCAGUGGCGUGUUCUCCCGUUUGGAAUUUCUUCUGCCCCGUGGCUGUUUACACAGAUAACGAAGUCUGUCACCAGUUUCCUCCAUCGCAAGAGGAUAGUCUUCGAAGCUUAUAUCGACGACUGCAUUCAGCCACAGAACGAUCAUGCCCUUCUGCUUCGUCACAUGCAGUUUGCAAUACAGUUUCUUCCCCAAUUAGGCUGGUUAAUCAAUCUGCAGAAAUCAGAACUAGUCCCGAUGCGCCGACUUCAAUUCAUCGGAGCAGUGUUCGACACAGAGGUCAACAAACUGUUUGUCCCGAGUGAUCGCUUCUGCAAGAUACAGCGGUUGGUUUCCCCAGCACUAGCGCAACCCAGGACGCUUCGUCAGUGGCAGGAGCUCCUGGGCCUCUUGACAUCGGCUCAGGCAUUGACCCUCCAUCCCGUACAGCUGUUUCUGGCACUUUAUAUCAGAGUGGGAGAUCCUGUUCCUCUGAUCCCUCUACCUCUGGAGCUCCAUCCUCAUCUUCAAUGGUGGAUGGAAGAAUUGAAUGUUUGUGACGGAGUCUGUUUAGAGCCAUUUGUUCCAUCUCACCACCUGUAUGUGGACGCGUCUCAACACAAGUGGGGAGCUCAUCUUCUCAACAAACAAGUGGCAGAGCUGUGGUCUAUCGUAGAUCGCACGUGUCACAUCAACAUUCUGGAGUUCAGGGCAGUGAUUCUGGCAAUCAGUCACUGGCAGAAUGCCCUACGAGCAUCGUCCCUCAUGAUCAGAUCGGACAACGCAGCAGUGGUUUGGCAUAUCAACAGAAUUCUGGUGGAUUCUCUCAACAUCAUGAUGACGUCUCCGACAGUAGAUCUCUUCGCCACGAGGUUCAACCAUCAGCUGCCUCAGUUUGUGUCACCAAUACCGGAUCCUCUGGCCUGGGACCUCGAUGCUCUAGCCAUCCCAUGGGAAGAUCUGAACGCUUACGCGUUUCCGCCAGUGGCCCUUCUUCCUCUCAUUCUAGUAAAACUGCGUGCAACCCAGAGGAUGACUCUGCUCUUGGUUGUGCCCUACUGGCAAGCCAGAACGAAGCCUCAUGAGACUCGAGCUCUUGCGUCUACUAUGGCCCUUCACAGGAACUGUUCCCUGCAGUCCAUCAUGGAGGGCUGUUUUUGGAGAUCCGACACGGUGUUCGCUUCGGACUACCUAUGGGACCUCUCGGUGACAUACGUGGAAGGCCUACAUGAAUUCGGUCCCUUGGUACUGGCACAGCAAUUGUCUUUGGCCCGCGCUCACAGAUAA
Messenger RNA from Haliotis rubra (blacklip abalone), 1884 nucleotides. RefSeq lists its product as uncharacterized. NCBI's taxonomy places the organism in Eukaryota, Metazoa, Mollusca, Gastropoda, Lepetellida, Haliotidae. The record is from RefSeq and is a predicted model, not a curated record. Bases 1 to 1884 code for a protein of 627 amino acids. The transcript has 4 exons.